Drosophila rhopaloa is the source of this 1268-nucleotide messenger RNA. It is a transcript of the gene Or74a, whose product is annotated as odorant receptor 74a. Gene Ontology annotation, cellular component: plasma membrane. Gene Ontology annotation, molecular function: odorant binding; olfactory receptor activity. Gene Ontology annotation, biological process: sensory perception of smell; detection of chemical stimulus involved in sensory perception of smell. The record is from RefSeq and is a predicted model, not a curated record. The coding region runs from base 1 to 1215 and encodes 404 amino acids. NCBI's taxonomy places the organism in Eukaryota, Metazoa, Arthropoda, Insecta, Diptera, Drosophilidae. The transcript is spliced from 4 exons.
AUGCCCAGCCAUCGCUAUCGACCCCGUCUGCCCGGCGGAGAGUUGGCCCCGACGCCCUGGCCGGUGUCCCUGUACCGGAUCCUGAACCACAUUGCCUGGCCCCUGGAGGCGGACGCGGGUCGCUGGAUUGUUCUUCUAGACCGGGCGCUGAUUUUCCUCGGCUUCCUCGUCUUCUGCGAGCACAACGAGGUGGACUUUCAUUACCUGAUGGCCAAUCGGCGGGACAUGGACAGCCUGCUGACGGGCAUGCCCACGUAUCUGAUCCUGGUGGAGAUGCAGAUACGCUGCUACCAGCUGGCCUGGCACAAGGAUCGCUUCCGGGCACUGCUGCAGCGCUUCUAUGCGGAGGUCUACGUGCGGGAGGAGGCGGAGCCCCAUUUGUUUGCCAGGAUCCAGCGGCAAAUGCUGGCCACGCGGGUCAAUUCGACCGUCUAUCUGCUGACCCUGUUCAAUUUCUUUCUGGUAGCAGUGACGAACGUCAUCUACCACCGCCGCGAGAUGCUCUACAAGCAGGUGUAUCCCUUCGACAACACCCAGCUGCCCUACUUCAUCCCACUGCUGGGGCUCAACUUCUGGGUGGGCUUCAUCAUCACCAGCAUGCUCUUCGGCGAACUGAAUGUGAUGGGCGAGCUGAUGAUGCACCUGAAUGCCCGGUAUGUCCAGUUGGGCCAGGACCUCCGCCGCUCGGCCCGAAGGCUGUUGGAGGGGCGUGGCACCAUGGACAUAGCUGCGAGCUAUCGUCAGGAGCUAACCCACAUCCUGCGGAGGAAUACGGCCCUCAGGGAAUUCGGCCAGCGGAUGGAGGAGGAGUUCAGCCUUCGCAUCUUCGUCAUGUUCGCCUUCAGCGCAGGUCUGCUCUGCGCCCUCUUCUUUAAAGCUUUUACGAAUCCCUGGGGUAAUGUGGCCUACAUUGUGUGGUUCCUGGCCAAAUUCAUAGAGUUGCUGGCCUUUGGCAUGCUGGGGUCUAUUUUGCUCGAGACAACAGACGAACUGGGCAUGAUGUACUACACCGCCGACUGGGAGCAGGUGGUCAAUCAGUCGCAGAAUGUCGGCGAGAAUGUCAAGCUGAUGAAACUGGUGACCCUGGCCAUUCAACUGAACUCAAGGCCCUUCUUCAUUACGGGUCUGAAAUAUUUUCGGGUCAGUCUGACGGCAGUGUUGAAAAUCAUCAAGGGCGCCUUCUCCUACUUCACGUUUCUAAAUUCGAUGCGUUGAACUGUGCCGGAUUGCUGGAAUAAUUGUGUUGCCAAUCAUUCGGAAAUUAUGCG